GGAGCCCACUCCCAAAUGGCUGGAGGAGGUGUAGAGAUCUGAAGGUUGUCUAGCGCUGCAGGAGUAGAGGAGAUGUGUUUGUUGAGUGGGAGCAUCCUCCGUCACCACCACUCUCCAGUAUCCAUGGAGAUGACACUAUCCUCUUUGAGCUCCUGAGAACUAAACAACAUUCAACAGUUGACGACAAUCGACGAUGCAAUUACGUUAGAAUCCAGCCAUGCAUGACAUGUGCACAGACUGUGGGGGGUCUGGUAUCAAGGUGACCCACCGCCCACUCGGCCCCGGCAUGAUGCAGCAGAUACAGAGCGUGUGCACAGACUGUGGGGGGUCUGUUAUCAAGGUGACCCACCGCCCACUCGGCCCUGGCAUGAUGCAGCAGAUACAGAGCGUGUGCACAGACUGUGGGGGGUCUGGUGAUUACAUAGAAGACAAGGACAAGUGCAAGAAAUGCAAAGGAAAACGUCUCGUGGAAAUCAACCACAAACAAGAGAACACUGCUGGUGACGACCAUAGUGACAAGGUUCCAGUGAGUAUGGGAAUGAGACACGAGAGCAAAAGAUUCCUUUCCGAGGCAUGGCUGAUGAGAUGCCAGAUGGAGAGUCAUCUUACAGCAGCUGGAUCACACCGACUAUACAGGAGAAUCGACUGACCUGUUUGUGGAGAAGAGCAUCAGUUUAAGGGAGGCAUUGUGUGGCUUUACUUGCACUCUGGACCCCUGGACGGGAGGAACGUGCGUGUGUCCAGGUCACCAGGAGCAGUGCUGUCACCAGGUGAGUAGGUGGCUGGUAGGAGGAGGAUUGUGUAUAGGGCUGCCUUUGAGAGGAGUGUACAUACAAGCUAUUAUUACCGUAUAUUUACAGUGCCUUUAGUCUAUAGAGUAAAUAAACGGAAUUUGGUACGUGUUAGUACAUAAAUGUAAAUAUUUUGAGAUUGGAACAUUUCUAAGAAAAUAUGAUGAUACCAUUGUGUUGGUGAACAAAUUAUCUAAAACAUAUCCAAAAAUAUUUCCAUGGCAACGAAAGGUGGUGGGUAUGUGGUGGUUUAUAAAACACCAACAUUUUUCUAUAGUGGACAAUCGCUUAGCGAUGGAAAAGAUCAAUUGUUUUCGGCUAAGGUAUGGAACUUUGGCACAACAUUCCUGAAUAGUUUAGUUAACAUAUGCAUGGUUACGUAUAGCUUACAUAAGUACACGUACUGAUUAAUACUCAAUUAUGGGAUAUUUUAGGUGCCUUUUUGCUUAGCGAUGGAACUCAAGCAAAUUUGUCGGCUAAGGUCUAAUUGUUUUUGCACACUAAUUGUUAAUAAAUUUUCUAUCUUUUGAUACAAAAAAGUUGUCCAGAAAUACUUUAGUUCCGGAGAUAUUUCAUGUUACACAUAUAUUUUACGAUCACCCCCAUUUUUACCUAAAAUGAUUUCCCACUACAACAACUUUUUGGGGAAAUAUUUUCAAAUAAGGUUGUAGCUUAUUUAUUCACCUACACAAUGGUAUCAGCACAAUUUCUUAGAAAUGUUCCAAUCUUGAGAUACAUUUAAGUACAACUACUCACUCUGUGGUUAAAUUUACUCUCAAAGCUGAAGGCACUGUAGCGGAUAUAUAUUGUGUGUGUGUGUGUGUGUGUGUGUGUGUGUGUGUGUGUGUGUGUGUGUGUGUGUGUGUGUGUGUGUGUGUGUGUGUGUGUGUGUGUGUGUCCAGGGUAUGGAGGGUGAGGGGAUGCCAGUGUUCAAGAGGCCUCAUGUCAAGGGCAACUUCUAUGUUCAGUUCACCAUCCAAUUCCCUGACUCUGGUUUCCUGGAAGAGAGUCAACUAAAGGUGUUGGAGUGUCUCCUGCCCACAGGACCUGACCCACCAGCACUGGACCCAGAGGCAGAGGAAGUGGAUAUGAUAGAGUGAAGGGACGAGGGGAGUGGGCGGGGCACAAGGGGGUGGAGCCAUAUACGAUGAAGAUGAGGAGGAUGAAGGAGUGGGCGGGGCACAGAGGGUGGGCUGCUCUCAACACUGACACUCUUAGGAACUCUAUAUUCAUCGCUUUGAUUGUAUUUAUGGACUGCUUUUGUGGUUACUGCUAUUGUUCUAAUUAUGUGAAUAACGUUUGCCCAUACCAUUCGUCAUAAUUAUU
Halichondria panicea is the source of this 2117-nucleotide messenger RNA. Its product is annotated as dnaJ homolog subfamily A member 2-like. The coding region runs from base 218 to 649 and encodes 143 amino acids. Gene Ontology annotation, cellular component: cytoplasm; cytosol. The record is from RefSeq and is a predicted model, not a curated record. The transcript is spliced from 5 exons. NCBI's taxonomy places the organism in Eukaryota, Metazoa, Porifera, Demospongiae, Suberitida, Halichondriidae. Gene Ontology annotation, molecular function: Hsp70 protein binding. Gene Ontology annotation, biological process: protein refolding.